ACUGCUGGGGCAGAAACACUGUUCGCCCACCGAGAGAGUCACCAUGGCCGUAUCACAGAAGUGCCCCACUUGUUUGAUUUUUUGUAUUUGUAUUUUUUCACUGCUUUUCUCCAGUGUAUUUUGUGACACGGAUGCAGAAGAAGAUGAGCAUGCCAAACACACAUACACGGUGGAGAUGUUCAACGAGGCGGUCCCUACCGCACCCCACUUUGUCAUGUUUUACGCCCCAUGGUGCGGCCAUUGCCAGAGAUUACAGCCAACAUGGAAUGAACUGGCAGACAAAUACAACAGCAUGGAUGAGCCCCCGGUGUAUGUGGUGAAAGUAGACUGCGUCCAGGACACCAAGUUCUGUUCCAAUGUACAUGGAGUUAGAGGCUACCCUACGCUAAAGUUGUUUAAGCCAGACCAAGAGGCAGUUAAGUACCAGGGUCCUAGAGAUCUGCAGUCUCUGGAGACCUGGAUGCUCAAGACACUCCAAGAGGAGCCUUCGGAACCAGAGAGUGAACCAGAGCCUCCCAAAGCCCCAGAACCCAAACAGGGCAUGUAUGAGCUCACUGCUCUCAACUUUAAGGCCCAUAUAGCCAAAGGGGCUCAUUUUGUUAAGUUCUUUGCCCCGUGGUGUGGCCACUGCAAAGCCAUGGCCCCAACCUGGGAGCAGCUCGCCACCACUUUUGAGCACUCUGAUGAUGUCAAGAUAGCAAAGGUGGACUGUACACAGCACUAUGAAGUGUGCUCUCACAAUGGUGUACGGGGAUAUCCCACACUGCUCUUCUUCUACAAUGGGCAGAAGACAGAACAGUACAAAGGAAAGAGAGACCUGGACUCUUUCAAAGACUUUGUGGACAACCAGCUGAAGGCUGCCACUGAGAAGCUAGAGCAGGAACCAAGUGAGGAACAGAAAGCAAAUGAGACCCCCACUGAUGAGCCAGCCAAAGAGGAGUCCAGCGUAUUGGUCCUGACAGAGGACAACUUUGAUGAGACAGUGGCCAAGGGCUAUACCUUCAUCAAAUUCUUUGCGCCAUGGUGCGGCCAUUGCAAGAACCUAGCUCCUACAUGGGAGGAUCUUUCCAAGAAGGAGUUUCCUGGCCUCACUGAUGUCAAGAUAGCCAAAGUGGACUGCACUGUUGAGCGCACACUCUGCAACAAAUACUCUGUGCGAGGUUACCCCACGUUGAUCAUCUUCCGGGCGGGGAACCAGGGUGAUGAGCAUCAUGGUGGGCGGGAUCUGGAGAGCUUGCACAGCUUUGUGAUGAGGCAAGCAAGAGAUGAGCUGUAGAAACGGUUUUCUUCAGAAAGGAAUCAGCCAAUGGCAGACUGAAGCAGUCUGUUCUUUCUCCAGUGUUCAAGGACAGAAUGAUUUAGUAAAAUGUUUGGGAAUGUAAAUGUAUUUCUCAUUGGUGUUACCCAACCUCAAAUCUCCAAAUAGGAACAAAAAUAUUGUAUUGGUUGGGUCUGCAAAUAAAGCAAUCCUGUAUGUCUGACAUCCACUUUUCAAGCACUGCUCACCAGAAUAUCUCUCACAAGUAAUGUCACUUAAAAGGGUAGCGCUGAAGGAAAAAUGUUCCAGUUUCUGCCUGUUAAAAAUCAAUUGUUUCUGACCUAACUUCGUAGCCAUUUCACUUUUUUUAAAUGUAAAAUUUUAUACAUGGGAUCUGUUGUUAAAAUAUGAUCCAUUCACAUUUAGGGUACGGCCACUCAAAAGGUUGUAAAAGUUUGCAUUACCAAAUGUGAAGUUGAAGUUGAGUUAAGUUGAGGGUACCUCAUAUCCAUGCCAGCGAUGGCCGAUGGCCUAUCUGACUUAAUUCAGGAAAACACACAUGCAGGCUAGAGGGAGUUGUGACAGAGGCUUCAUUGUUGUCACAGGAGUCUGAUAUGGUAGACAGAUAUGACUUCAUUUUUUAAAAUAAAAGAUCAGAUUAACUUCUCAUGCUCAGUGGCAUCUAAAGGAAAGAUCUUCAUCGCGGACCCUACUCCAUUUGCGACUCCUGUGAUCUCAUCCACCCCUCUGUGCUCCUCCGAGCAUUCAGCAUCUGAGGCCUGGACCAUGUUGCUCCAUAUCUCUAUUACUUAACAUCAUAAGACUUUCUGCUUCUUCUGUUUCACUUUGCCUGUAUAUUCUGAAACACCCAACAGAUGCAGCUGAAUUGGAACUACUACAGCUUUGUGUAAAAUUGUAAAGAUUUUUUGCUACAUUUCUUAGGCCAGGUUCACAGUUGGCUAGCAUCUUUAAGAAUCUAAACCUAUAGAUUAAAUAGAUGGGUAUAGUUUACUUAUGCUACAUUGCUAGUGGGUCUGAUCUUAUCUGAUUACCAGUUAAAUCAUUUGGAAAAAGAAACGUCAUUCACCAAACACAAUUAAAAUAAACCAUCAUUUGGCUGGUUUAUGUUCUUGUUCUCGCUGUAAACAUUGGUUAGGUGAAUUCAUCAAACUAAGAUCUUUCCUGGAUACAGUAUCAAAACCAUCAACCCACAAAUCCAGCUUGAACAGAAGGUUAAUUGAUUCAGCAAAGGCCAAGAAAUAUAAUCUGUCACAACCCUAGUUCUAAAAAUAUUUGCAGUUUUACCAAUCAAAGUUUUUUCAUCCACUUGCAAGGCCAUGCAAAUUCCAGCUGAAAUGCUCUUUGCCCCAGGCUAAGUGAAAAGCACUGCAUAAUGUGGGGUACCAUAUAUUGUCUAAUCCAGGUACACAAACAGUCAGAGACAUGGCAGUUAUUUGUCAGUAAAAGU
Molecule: messenger RNA, 2726 nt
Organism: Toxotes jaculatrix (banded archerfish)
Lineage: Eukaryota; Metazoa; Chordata; Actinopteri; Toxotidae
Gene: txndc5
Product: thioredoxin domain containing 5
Exons: 11
Coding region: 44-1276 (410 amino acids)
Biological process (GO): protein folding
Cellular component (GO): endoplasmic reticulum
Molecular function (GO): protein disulfide isomerase activity
Source: RefSeq, a predicted model, not a curated record